GACUGGAGAAUCUUCAGUAAGACAUUUCUACCAGAGUGCUGUGGACAAGGCUUUGAAGAGUCCAAAUGGACAUCUGGACUUGUUUCUUCGCUUCCUCCUUGGUCUUUCACUGCAGACCAAUCAGGAUCUCCUACAAGGCCUGCUCACACAAAAAGGAAUCAGCUCACAGAUAAAUCAGGAAACAGUCAAGUAUGUUAAAGAAAGGAUGAAUGACACUCUCUCUCCAGAGAAAAGCAUCAAUCUGCUCCACUGUUUGAAUGAAUUGAAUGAUGACUCUAUAGUAAAGGAGGUCCAGCAUCACCUGAGUUUAGGACAUCUGUCCAAAGUUAAUCUCUCUCCUGCUCAGUGGUCAGCUCUGGUCUUCAUCUUACUGUCAUCAGAAGCAGAUCUAGAUGAAUUUGAUUUGAGGAAAUAUUCAGCUUCAGAAGAGGCUCUUUUGCAGCUGCUGCCAGUGGUCAAAGCCUGUAAGAAAGCCCAGUUGGGUGGCUGUAACCUCACAGAGAGAAGCUCUGAGGCUCUUUCCUCAAUUCUAAGUUCUCAGUCCUCCAGACUGAGAGAGCUGGACAUGAGUGACAACAACCUCCAGGACUCAGGAGUGAAGCUGCUUUGUGUUGGACUUGGGAGUCCACACUGUAUGCUGGAAACUCUCAGGUUGUCAGGCUGUCAGAUCACAGGAACAGGCUUCACCUCUCUGGACACAGCUGUGCGCUCCAAUCCCUCCUAUUUGAAAGAGCUGGACUUGAGCUAUAAUCAUCCAGGAGACUCAGGAAUGAAGCUUUUGUCUGAUCAAAAGAAGGAUCCACAUGUGAAACUGGACAUACUCUGUGUGGAGCCUCAAGGAGUCCAGUGGAUGAGACCAGGUCUAAGGAAAUGUAAGUGUGUUUUUGAUUUACUAGCUGUAUUUACAUCAUUUUUUCACACUUUAUAU
Messenger RNA from Pundamilia nyererei, 928 nucleotides. RefSeq names its product NACHT, LRR and PYD domains-containing protein 12-like. Gene Ontology annotation, molecular function: protein binding. The record is from RefSeq and is a predicted model, not a curated record. NCBI's taxonomy places the organism in Eukaryota, Metazoa, Chordata, Actinopteri, Cichliformes, Cichlidae. The transcript is spliced from 4 exons. The annotation marks the transcript as partial.